Messenger RNA from Sphenostylis stenocarpa, 1191 nucleotides. The record is from the annotation of a GenBank genome assembly. NCBI's taxonomy places the organism in Eukaryota, Viridiplantae, Streptophyta, Magnoliopsida, Fabales, Fabaceae.
AUGGCGAAGUGCGCCAAUGCUUCCAAUGCGCUCCUUUUGCUUUUCUUCUGUUUUCUACGCAUCGAGGCCAUUUUAGACCCUGCUGAUUUCCUCGCUCUGCAAUCCAUUCGUAAAGCCCUACAAGACAUGCCUGGUUCCGAUUUCUUCUCCUCCUGGGAUUUCACCGCUGACCCAUGCAGCUUCGCCGGCGUUUACUGCGACUCCGACAAGGUCAUCGCCCUCAACCUCGGCGAUCCCAGGGCGGGCUCCCCCGGCCUCACCGGCCGCCUCGACCCCGCCCUCGGCAAGCUUUCCGCGCUCGCCGAGUUCACCGUCGUCCCCGGAAGAAUCUACGGUCCUCUCCCGGAAUCCAUCUCCGAUUUGAAGAACCUCAGAUUCCUCGGCGUCAACCGCAACUUCAUCUCCGGCGAAAUUCCGACCAAUCUCGGGGAGUUACGCAGCCUCAGAACCCUCGAUCUUAGCUACAACCAACUCACCGGACGCAUUCCUCCAACCGUAGGAUCGCUACCGGAGCUAACAAACCUGAUCCUCUGCCAUAACCGCCUCUCCGGUUCUGUCCCACGGUUUGAGUCACACACAUUAACGCGUCUCGACCUGAAGCAUAACUCUCUCUCCGGUUCGCUUCCUCCGAACUCGCUCCCUCCCUCUCUGCAGUACCUCUCCCUGGCCUGGAACCAGCUCACUGGCCAAAUGGACCGCCUUCUGGGCCGCCUCGAUCAGCUGAAUUAUUUGGACCUUAGCCUCAACCGCUUCACAGGCCCAAUCCCGGACCGCGUAUUUUCCUUCCCGCUCACGAAUCUGCAGUUGGAAAGGAACCAGUUCUCGGGCCCAGUCAAGCCCGUUGAUCAGGUGUCCAUCCCGACCGUUGAUCUUAGUUACAACCGGUUGUCCGGUCAGAUAUCGCCGAUGCUGGCGAGCGUGCAGAACCUGUACCUGAACAACAACCAGUUCACGGGUCGGGUACCGGCUAGCUUCGUGGAGCGGUUGCUGGACGCGAGCAUUCAGAUACUUUAUUUGCAACAUAACUAUCUGACGGGGAUUGAGAUAAGCCCAACGGCGGUGAUUCCAGAGAGAAGCUCCCUGUGUCUGCAGUAUAAUUGCAUGGUCCCGCCCGUAGAGACGCCCUGCCCCUUGAGGGCUGGUAAGAGGAAAACUAGGCCUACUACGCAAUGCAACCAGUUGAAGACCUGA